Fusarium sp. VM40 is the source of this 1077-nucleotide messenger RNA. The record is from the annotation of a GenBank genome assembly. NCBI's taxonomy places the organism in Eukaryota, Fungi, Ascomycota, Sordariomycetes, Hypocreales, Nectriaceae.
AUGUCCACUGUGGAACCGCCAAGCCCUUUACCACCAGAUGAGAACGUCGGCCCGGUGCUACUCGGCGUUUCUGGUGUUUGCCUUGCCCUAAUCAUACUCACUACUAGUAUUCGCAUAUGGGUCCGGUUAGGCCUACGAUCCUUAGGCUGGGAUGACUUCACUAUAGUCGUGGCCACUCUUCUCGGUGUCACCCGUUUUGGCGUCCAAGCAGCUCAAGUCAAGAUUGGCAAUGGAAGACAUAGAUGGUACAUCGACGCUGCGGACUAUAUAGACAACAAUAAGCUUGGAUGGUUCGCUCAGAUCCUCCUCUUCGCCAGCAUAUGCCUGCUCAAAAUAUCGAUUCUGCUCCUCCUCCUUCGUAUCAAGGAUUCCCGCCAUGUCAAAUACUCAGCAUGGGCCAUCAUGGCUGGACUUUUCUUCACCAACUUCGGGUGCAUUGUUAUCUUGCUUGCUGAAUGCAAACCAACUAGUGCAUACUGGACAGGCGUUGGGGAAUGCUGGGAUCCUCGCAUUCGAAUCUACUCUAUAUAUGCGACAAUUGCAUUCUCUAUAGUGACUGACCUGAUAUGCUCUCUGCUACCUAUUUUUGUUAUAUGGAGAGUAAAUCUUCCACUAAAGACAAAGAUCUCCGUGUGGGCCUUGAUGAGUCUUGGCUUGAUUGCUACCGGAUUCGGCAUUGCACGUGCAGCCUCUCUGGGUACAACGACAGCAGAUUUAAGUUGGUUCUAUGCCAUCACAGCGAUCUGGUCAAACCUCGAGCUUUACCUCGGUAUUGUCGCUGCGAACCUCUCUCUCAGCCGGUCGAUGUUUGCAUUCUUCUUUCGAGACGGAAGUACAACCAAAACUUCCUCCUACGGGGGUAGGGCCAUUACAACGUCUGUAUCUGGAAAUGCCGGAUUUCCCAGUUCAAACGGGUUUCGGUCCGCACAAAGACGUUUGCCAUCUCAAGGACAGGAUAGCGAGAUUUCCUUGGUCCCACCAUCAAAUAAGGUACCAUCCACUUGGUACACUGACGAUAAUACGAAUAAUGAGAUUAUGCCUGGGGUUGUUGCCAAUGGUAAAGGCGACAGUCAAUAG